AUGGGCUGUGGCUUCGACGGUCCCCUUGGAACGGCGCUGGGCCGACCGCAGCAGUUCUCGGUGGGAGACGGGCUACUUUCUCAUGUUCUGAUGGAAGUUGAGAGAAUGCCAGUAAAAGAUGGCUUAUGUGAUGUAAUCCCUUGUAAGGUUCAUGCUUGUUCAGAGCUCUGUAUCCCAGAGAGUCUCGUGCCUGGAGAGGCUGUGACCUUAAUGUGUUCCAUCCAAAGUACCUGCAAAGAAAUACAAGCUCUCUUCCUUUCCCAGGAGGGGCACCUCACCCCAAAGCCCAGCCAUGGGGGCACCACCCUCCGAUGUCACUUGAACUGCUCUCUAGAAAACUUGACUAGAAGUGGCUUGGUCGAGGCUCCACUGGAAGUUUCUCUGAACAAAAAGAAGAGCCCUGCCAAGAUGCUCACCUCCUCUUGUUCACUAAAGAAGAGCUGUUCUUUCGGUGGUGUCCCCACACCCUCUGUGCAGUGGGGGGGGGGUGGAGAUACCCCCAUGGGUGUGAAUACCAUGCAUAACAUCCUCUGGGUAAGCUCCGCCACGCUGGGUCCCUGGGCCUACAGCACCAUCCACUUCAAGAGGGAGCCAGAAAUACUCCUGAGGCUUCGCUGUGAGGGGAAGAACCAAUACUGGCUUCAUACUUCCAGCAUCUUCCUGGUACCAGAUUCUUAUGCUGUUUCCAGUGUGUUACUGAAGGGGCUGAUCCAAGGCUUUGUGUAUGGAACCAUGGCAUCUUCCUUCUUCUUCUUCCUGGUCCUCCUGGUGUGA
Molecule: messenger RNA, 774 nt
Organism: Jaculus jaculus (lesser Egyptian jerboa)
Lineage: Eukaryota; Metazoa; Chordata; Mammalia; Rodentia; Dipodidae
Gene: Siglecl1
Product: SIGLEC family like 1
Biological process (GO): cell adhesion
Cellular component (GO): plasma membrane
Molecular function (GO): sialic acid binding
Source: RefSeq, a predicted model, not a curated record